AACCGACGUGCCCUUUUCUGUCAGUGAAAAAGUCACAAGACACAAAAAUACCGUCUCCGUCGUCGUCGUCCGGAUUGCAUCAGUCCAUCGGUCCAGCGAAAAAGUGCCCAAAAGGUUAUUUUUUCUCGGAUAUUUUCCGGAGCUUAAUGAUUCCCGUGGCGGCAGGUAGCGUACCGAAUAGUUUCCCGUAAUUAGUUUGUCCGAAGCGGUUGUGCAAAUAAAACGCAAGAUGGGAGAAAUUCGCGAUUGGCGUCCCUUUGUUUACGGUGGGGUGGCAUCGAUCACUGCCGAAUUCGGUACCUUCCCUAUCGAUACAACAAAGACGAGACUGCAAGUUCAAGGUCAGAGAAUCGACCAAUCUCACGCGGAGCUCAAGUACCGGGGCAUGACGGACGCAUUCGUGAAGAUUACCAAACAGGAAGGCAUGAAGGCGCUUUACUCUGGCAUUUGGCCCGCUGUGCUGCGGCAGGCGACGUACGGAACGAUCAAAUUUGGAACUUACUAUACGCUUAAGAAGGUGGCCACCGAGAAAGGCUGGCUGGUGGACAAGUCCGGCAACGAGAAUGUUUGGUGCAACGCCGGUUGUGCAACGGUCGCCGGAGCCGUUUCCAGUGCGAUUGCCAAUCCUACGGAUGUCCUGAAGGUGCGCAUGCAGGUGCACGGGAAGGGCACCAACAAUGCUGGUCUCGCAAGGUGCUUUAAAGAGAUUUACGUACACGAGGGUGUACGGGGGUUAUGGAGGGGAGUUGGCCCAACGGCUCAACGAGCGGCUGUGAUAGCGGCAGUAGAACUGCCAGUGUAUGAUUUUUGUAAGUUGCAUUUGAUGGAAACAUUUGGCGAUCAAGUGGCAAAUCAUUUUAUAUCAAGUUUCAUCGCGAGCUUAGGAAGUGCCGUUGCCUCAACGCCGAUAGAUGUGAUCAGGACGCGGUUGAUGAAUCAACGCCGGGUGCAGCUACAGGUGCAGAACCUUGGUCCAGGAGAAGCAGGUGGUGGCGGCGGCCGUGGAGUUGCUGGAGGCGGUACCGUGGCAGCUGUGGCAGCCGCCGCUCCCACUACAUCAGCGCCGAAGAUCUACACCGGCAGUUUAGAUUGUGCCAUCCGAACCGUCCGGAACGAGGGCUUCCGGGCGCUGUACAAGGGCUUCGUGCCGACGUGGGUACGUAUGGGCCCGUGGAAUAUCAUCUUCUUCAUCACCUACGAACAGCUGAAGCAGAUGUACUGAACGAGGCUCGGACGGAAUGAGACUUCUAAGACUAGACUAGAUUAUCAUAAAUAACAUAGCUUUUAUGUGCGUGAACUGCUGGAAAGCAAUUUAACAAUUAAUCUUGACAGUGAACUCGCAUUCAUACCGUUAUUGAGGUUGUUUAAAGUUUAAAUUGUGUUUUUACGAUAUCGUAAUUCCUUUUUCCUAAUUUUGUGUACCAAAGCUCGCAUUUCACCGAAUAAAAUCAUUUGCAUUUGUCAUUUGCAUUUGACUAACCAAAUCAUGCAUUUGCAUUAACACCUUUCAACACGUCAUUUGGUAAAUCACUCGAAUAUUUUUAGUGCUAUGUUACCUAUUGUUAUAUUCUACCGGGAAUUUUCUAAGAAUAAAGUAAUCUCCUGUAUUCUUGUUUAUGGUC
Molecule: messenger RNA, 1622 nt
Organism: Armigeres subalbatus
Lineage: Eukaryota; Metazoa; Arthropoda; Insecta; Diptera; Culicidae
Gene: Bmcp
Product: mitochondrial uncoupling protein Bmcp
Exons: 5
Coding region: 230-1222 (330 amino acids)
Biological process (GO): transmembrane transport
Molecular function (GO): transmembrane transporter activity
Source: RefSeq, a predicted model, not a curated record